CCCCUUAAACGUCAUCGAGGCGCGCCGUGCGGGAUAGCAGCGUGCGGCUACCAUGGCGCUGUUCCACGUCGCGCGGUACUCGGACCCGGAGGCAGCCGGCAUCGAGGAGGUGAGGGCUGAGGCUGGCGGCCGGGCGCGCGCCCUGCUCGAGCGGCUGCAGAGCCGGGCCCGAGAGAGGCAGCGGCAGGAACCGGAACCUGAGCCCCCCGGGACGGACACGGAAGCGGAGGGCAGGCGGCGGCGGCCCCGGCGGCGGCCCCGGCGGCGGCGCGGAGUGACUGACUCAUUCGCGAAGAGCUUGGACGCGCGGAGGGCGAAGCGGCGGAAAGCCGAGGACGGGGACGCGGACGAGGAAAGCAGCGAGACGGCGCCCGAGGCUAUCAGCGUGCGCACAGAGACCCGAGCGGCCCAAGGUGGGCGGCCGCCGGAGGAGGCUACUGGACCCCCAGCUCCGGGUCCGGUGCUGGGUGGCUUCACAAGGAGGAAGACACCGAAGGUCCAGCCUUUCCUGCCAACGUGGCUGGCUGAGCCAAGCCCUGUCAGGAAGAGCGUCACUGAGGGUCUUAUUCCCAUUGAAGACAUCCCGGAGGUGCACCCUGAUUUGCAGAAGCAACUGAGGGCACAUGGCAUCUCCUCCUACUUUCCAGUCCAGGCAGCUGUGAUUCCUGCCCUCCUGGAGAGUGCAGCUGGCGGGUUUCUGGUGGGCAGAGGUGGCUACCAGCCCAGCGACCUCUGUGUUUCUGCCCCAACUGGUAGCGGAAAGACACUGGCCUUUGUCAUCCCUGUGGUACAGGCCCUGUUGCAUCGAGUAGUCUGCCAUAUCCGCGCCUUAGUUGUACUGCCCACCAAGGAGCUGGCCCAGCAGGUGAGCAAAGUGUUCAACAUCUAUACCAACACUACACCUCUGCGAGUUGCCCUAGUGACUGGACAGAAGUCACUAGCCAAGGAGCAGGAGAACCUCAUCCAGAAGACAGCAGAUGGUUACCGUUGCUUGGCUGACAUUGUGGUGGCCACACCUGGCCGCCUGGUGGAUCACAUCGAUCAGACCCCAGGAUUUAACCUCCAGCAACUCCGCUUCCUGGUUGUUGAUGAGGCUGACCGGAUGAUAGAUAGUAUGCACCAGUCCUGGCUGCCACGAGUGGUGGCAGCAGCCUUCCAUAGAGAAGGUCCCACAGGCCCCUGUGCUCUGUUCCAGAGGAUACAGCCCCAGGCUGUGACCACUGCCAGCACUUGCUAUCCCCAGAUGCCUCUACAGAAGUUACUGUUCUCAGCUACCCUGACUCAGAACCCUGAAAAGCUCCAGCGGCUUGGCCUCUACCAGCCAAGGCUUUUCUCCACAGGGCUAGGACACAGAGGUCCUAAAGACACAGAUGUCGAAGUGGAUGGAGAUUUAGGAGGGAAAUACACUUUCCCUGUGGGGCUCACGCACCACUAUGUACCCUGCAGACUCAGCUCCAAGCCACUCAUCAUCUUACACCUAGCUCUUGGGAUGAACCUCUCAAGGGCCCUCUGCUUUACCAACUCUCGAGAGAACUCCCACAGGCUCUUCCUGCUAGUGCAGGCUUUUGGGGGUGUGAGCGUGGCUGAAUUCUCCUCCCGCUACGGGCCUGGCCAGAGGAGGAAGAUCUUGAAGCAGUUUGAACAGGGAAAAAUCCAGCUCCUUAUCAGCACAGACGCUACUGCACGAGGCAUUGACGUGCAGGGUGUGGAGCUGGUGAUCAACUAUGAUGCCCCCCAGUACCUGAGGACCUAUGUACACAGAGUUGGAAGAACAGCCCGAGCUGGAAAAACUGGACAGGCAGUCACACUACUCUUGAAAGUGCAGGAGAGGAAGUUCCUCCAGAUGCUGGCAGAAGCUGGGGUGCCCCAGCUGGCACACCAUAAGAUCCCCAGUGAGCUCCUGCAGCCUCUCGUCCCUCAGUAUGAGGCAGCCUUGUUGCAGCUGGAGAAGGCUGUAAAGGAAGAACGAAAGUUGAAGGUGGUUUAGAUGGAAACCUUUGGCACUGGAGAGAACCUCCUGCUGAAUUGAGUCACUGGUUUUAUUCUGAAUAUUGAAAUGUGAGCAGAAGGUACAGUUCUUUGUGGUUCCUGAAGUAGCCACCAAUGGAAACAGCCCUUCUCCUCAAGCACAUUGUCCUCUUGGGCCAGACAGCCUGGUUGGUGGCUUAGGCCUGAAAUGUGAGAGCCUGUGGCAUGUGCUGCUGUGGAGUCCACUUGGUCUCUGAAAAUAAGCUCCAGCGAAACUGAAGGGUGCCCUAGGGCAGGUGGAUUGGUACCUGUCGGGUGGGUGACCAAAGACUAUGAUCAUCGUUGCAGAGACCUGGCAAAUUUACUGUUUUUAACAUCAUCAUAUCGGGUGUGCAGAGAAGCUGUAAUGAGCUUAUCCCACACAAGUCAUUAAGCCCCAGAAGUUUGGCCUUGGCAUUCCCACAGUUGCUAACAUUCAAGGUGGUACUUUAUAAUUGGGUACCACCCAAAUAUAAAGCAAACUUAGAUCAUGGGUGAGUCCUCGCUUGAACAUAACCAAGGAGACUUAGCACUAUCUCUGUUUAUAUAAGAAGGCCUGUUGGGUGCUAGAAAGGUGGCUCACUGACUGUUCUUGCAGAAGACCCAGGUUCGAAUCCCAGCACCCACAUGGCAGCUAACAGCUGUCCGUAACUCCAGUUCCAGGGGAUCCAACAGUCUCUUCUGUCCUCCACAGGCAUUGCAUG
This is a messenger RNA of Nannospalax galili (Upper Galilee mountains blind mole rat), 2711 nucleotides long. RefSeq names its product DEAD-box helicase 51 (gene Ddx51). The transcript has 15 exons. Gene Ontology annotation, cellular component: nucleus. NCBI's taxonomy places the organism in Eukaryota, Metazoa, Chordata, Mammalia, Rodentia, Spalacidae. The coding region runs from base 53 to 1987 and encodes 644 amino acids. The record is from RefSeq and is a predicted model, not a curated record. Gene Ontology annotation, molecular function: ATP binding; nucleic acid binding.